GAAAAUAUAUUAUAUUUUGGAAAUUGGGGAGAUGGAGAUGAUGAAGGCAUUGAUGGUGCUCUCUCUCAUGAUGCUCUCUGUCAUGGCGGAAGGCGCCCUCCUCGGGGGAUGGAAGCCGAUCAAGGACGUGUCGGAUCCACACGUGGUGGAGAUAGCGAAAUACGCAGUGGAAGAGCACAACAAGCAGUCCAAGACGGAUCUGAAGUUGGACCGAGUCGUGAGUGGUCAGACGCAGGUUGUCGCCGGUACCAACUACAAACUCAUAAUCGCCGCAUCCGACGGCAAGUCCUACGAGGCCAUCGUCUGGGAGAAGCCUUGGGAGCAUUUCAGGAAGCUCACCUCCUUCAGGAACGCUAAUUGAGAUCUGUCUGCUGUUUUUGUAAACUCCUAGAUGAAAUCGGCGACUACAUAUAUUCCGAUUACUGACAUUCGAUGUCAGAUUGUUCUCCGUUUUCAUGUUUGAAUAAAUAAAUGAUUGCGAUGCGUUCGACUAAAAUUUCUCAUA
This is a messenger RNA of Tarenaya hassleriana, 505 nucleotides long. Its product is annotated as cysteine proteinase inhibitor 5. Lineage: Eukaryota; Viridiplantae; Streptophyta; Magnoliopsida; Brassicales; Cleomaceae. Bases 32 to 361 code for a protein of 109 amino acids. Gene Ontology annotation, molecular function: cysteine-type endopeptidase inhibitor activity. The transcript has a single exon. The record is from RefSeq and is a predicted model, not a curated record.